AUGGGCAGCCGACGGCAGCCUCGUGUUUGGACGCUGCUACUGCUGGCGCUGGCAGUACACUCGGUCAUUCCUGGCUUCGUGUCUGGUAGGACGACCUCCCCACAGCGCCGCGGCCUCCAGGCGCGAGCAGAAGAGGCCAAGGUGCCCAAGGAAUCCUUGGCCAUCGUCAAAGCCGAGGAGGUCGGGAACCUAGCGGCCGAUGACGAGUGGCUGGGCCUGGGGAUAGAGCUUGGCAUCGUGCUGCGCAGCGCGGUGCGCGAGAGCAUUAAGGGCCGAGUGCGCGAGUUCAUCGGCAAAGACAGCUAUGAGUUUGGUGACCUCAGCAAAGAGGCGGAUGCGCGCGUCAAGUCGGUGAUUGCGGACAUGCGCGGCAAAGAGAACUACGAGCUUGGUGAUCUUACCUUGGCACUGGACAAGAUUGUCAAGGAUGAGGUUUGCAAGGUCACCGGCAAGGACCCGGGCGAGUACGAGAUGGGAGACCUGUCGAAGGAGGUCGAUCGCCGUGUGAAGGUCGUCGUGGCGGAUUUCUGCGGCAAGGAAACAUACGAGCCUGGCGACCUCACGCGCGAGGUCACACGCCGGGUGCAGAACACUGUGAACGAGUUCACGGGGAAAGAGAGCUAUACCUUCGGAGAUGUCACGAGGGAGCUGAACAACCGGCGCACAGCGUGGAUGAAGAGCUACCUGGGCAAGGAAGGAUACCAGUUUGGUGACCUGACGAAGAAGUUCAUCACCGACUUCACCGGGAAAGAGGAUUACCAGUUCGGGGACAUCACGAAGAAAGUGCUGUCCGACUUCACUGGCAAAGAGCAUUUCACGCUGGACGACGUCGGCCGAGCUGUCGGCGAGAAGCUCUUCGGCAACAAGCCGACGAAGAAGUGA
Molecule: messenger RNA, 882 nt
Organism: Symbiodinium sp. CCMP2456
Lineage: Eukaryota; Dinophyceae; Suessiales; Symbiodiniaceae
Source: the annotation of a GenBank genome assembly